GGAAAAUGCCUCGCUACGAUGAUCGCCAUGGUGUUACAAGGCUCUAUGUUGGCCGCCUUUCUUCAAGGACCCGUUCACGUGACCUGGAGGAUCUAUUUAGCAGAUAUGGAAGGUUUAUGGGCUUUUGCCCAGCCUGGAGGUCUAUGGUGAGAGGUUGCCCUUGGUGGAAUUGGUCGCUUGUCUUGCAGAAUGUAUAGGAGACUUUGGCGAUUCUAUCUUAAUGUUAUUACAAUUUUUUUUGAUGGAAAUGGCAACAAUCUCAAACUGGUGUUAUAGUUCAUCUUUGAGGGGCGAAGUAUCAGUCCUUUGGUUCUAACGUGUUGAUGGCCUUACUGUUUGUGGCACCCAUUUACGCAGAGUACGUGAUGUGGACAUGAAGCGUGAUUAUGCCUUUGUGGAAUUUAGUGAUCCUAGAGAUGCUGAUGAUGCAAGAUAUAGCAUGAAUGGCCGGGAAGUAGAUGGAAGUCGUAUUAUUGUGGAAUUUGCAAAGGGGGUACCACGUGGUCCUGGUGGCUCCCGUGAUCGUGAUUAUCUUGGCAAAGGUCCAGCUCCAGGAACUGGGCGCUGCUUUAAUUGUGGAAUCGAUGGCCAUUGGGCUCGAGAUUGCAAAGCUGGGGACUGGAAGAACAAGUGCUAUCGAUGUGGUGAACGAGGCCAUAUAGAAAGGAACUGUCAAAACAGCCCCCAAAAGCUAAAACGCGGGCGCAGUUAUUCUCGAUCACCAUCUCCUCCUCGUCGUGGCAGGAGUCCAAGCCGUAGUUACAGCAGGAGCAGAAGCUACAGGUCAUAUUGGAUCAAAAUGCAUUUGGAAUGUGACCCUUUUUUUGGUAUAUACCGUGUGUUUGCAGCCGAUCGAGGUCUCCACCAAGGAGGGAUCGUAGCAACGAGCGUGAGGAGAAAAGAUCUAGGAGCCCUAAGCGUCACAGGGUAUCAUCUCCACCACCAUCCAAAGGGAGGAAGCACAGCCCAACACCUGAUGAGAGAAGCCCACGAGAGAGGGGCACUCCUUCACCAAGGGAUGGUAGGCCAGCCAAUGGCUCAGAGAAUAGUAGAAGCCCUAAAGAUGAUGCUCCAAGGGAUGAUGGUAUCAAAGAUAGGAGUCCUCUUGAAGAAAAUGGCCAUAGCCGAAGUCCUAGCCCCAUCCGUAGGGACAAUGGAAGCCCCGCUGAUAAUGAUGAAACCAAUGGUUCACCAAGGGGCAGUGAGUGAGAUAUGAAGUAUCUCAACUCUCCUUCAUUUCUGUGUAAUCUGUUUUGGGAGGUCUAUAUGUAUUAAUUUGGUGCUGGAACUCAUUAUCCCUGUUUCUAUGAGAUUUUAUACAAUCUAUUACAUUUGAAGAACGAUUUAAUCCACUUUGUUCUGUGUGUUGAUACGCCAGCCAAUUAGCCAAAUAAGUUGGCAGUUUGAUAAUACACUGAAUUUCUACUCC
Messenger RNA from Coffea arabica (coffee), 1429 nucleotides. The record is from RefSeq and is a predicted model, not a curated record. NCBI's taxonomy places the organism in Eukaryota, Viridiplantae, Streptophyta, Magnoliopsida, Gentianales, Rubiaceae.